AUGAUAAAAUUUUUUCUUAUGGUUAACAAACAAGGUCAGACAAGACUGUCUAGGUACUACGAGCAUGUCGAAAUUAAUAAACGGACAAUGCUGGAAGCUGAAGUUAUCAAAAACUGUCUCUCCCGUUCAAAGGAGCAGUGCUCUUUCAUUGAGUAUAAGGACUUCAAGCUGGUGUACCGGCAGUACGCAGCCCUUUUUGUAGUGGUUGGCAUCGACCAGACAGAGAAUGAGAUGGCAGUAUAUGAACUCAUUCAUAAUUUUGUGGAAGUUUUGGACAAAUACUUCAGCAGAGUGAGUGAAUUAGAUAUCAUGUUCAAUUUGGACAGAGUGCACAUCAUUUUGGAUGAAAUGGUGCUGAAUGGCUGCAUUGUGGAAACUAACCGGAACAGAAUUCUCGCCCCCCUGUUUGUGCUUGACAAAGUAGCAGAAAACUAG
Molecule: messenger RNA, 435 nt
Organism: Acanthisitta chloris (rifleman)
Lineage: Eukaryota; Metazoa; Chordata; Aves; Passeriformes; Acanthisittidae
Gene: AP4S1
Product: adaptor-related protein complex 4, sigma 1 subunit
Exons: 5
Coding region: 1-435 (144 amino acids)
Biological process (GO): protein transport; vesicle-mediated transport
Cellular component (GO): intracellular membrane-bounded organelle
Source: RefSeq, a predicted model, not a curated record